AGCUGCUGCAAUUGGCGAUCAAGUGUAUAAAGCCAUUGGACCUCGGGUAGAUACGACUUAAAUAUGUAUCGUAAGAAGAAAAAUCUGACCGUCGCUGCGCCGGCUGAAGACCAGACAUCGUACUCGCUUUCUGGAGGCGUUUUCAAAGAAGGGGACUUAAGUGUUGGCCAAGAUGGCCUGAAUAUAGCUGAUCACGCGGCAAAAUUACUUGCCGCAGUCACCGAACUAAGCCUGGAUGAGCCAGCUGACGAUGACAAUGAGGAGUUCAGUAUAGAUCUGCCAAAUGUACAGUCCGAUACAUCUCUAGGAGUGGUCAAUCCUUCAGAAGCUGUUCAACUAAAUGACUUGCAAAGGUUGGGCGUAGUUGGACGAGGUGCAGGCGGUGUUGUGCAAAGAGCAUUACAUGUGCCCACAGGAAGGAUCUUUGCACUAAAGAUAAUACAACUGGACGUCACUCCUCAAGUUCGCAAACAGAUUCUCUUGGAGCUAACAACACUGUACAAAGCACAAUCCCCCUAUAUCGUAAAAUUUCACGGUGCCUUCUUCAGCGAAGGGUCUAUAUCGAUUUGUCUCGAGUAUAUGGAAGGUGGAGCCCUCAGUGACCUGUGUCAAAAAUCGGGACGGAUUCCGGAAAAGUACUUGUGUCAUAUCGCAGAGCAGUCUUUUACAUCCGGCAAAACUUCUCGCUUCAAGGGCCUCCGGGGUCUACAAUACAUGCACAAGGAUAGGCAUCUGAUUCACAGGGACAUAAAGCCAUCAAAUCUGUUACUUUCAUCCACGGGUGCUGUUAAAAUCUCGGAUUUUGGUGUCAGCGGCCAAUUAGCCAGUACUAUCAGUAGCUGCGUUUCAUGGGUCGGUACUGUUACUUAUAUGUCGCCGGAGCGAAUCCAAGGGAAAUCAUAUUCUGUGUUAUCUGAUAUUUGGAGUUUUGGACUCUCGGUGAUGGAGCUUGCGUUGCACGCAUUUCCUUACCCGAUUAAGACGGAAGAAGGGGGCCUUGGGUUCUGGGAGCUUUUGGAUUAUAUAGUCGAUCAACCUGCGCCAGUAUUACCAGCCAGCGAAAGUUUCAGCCCCGAAUUCCGAGACUUCUUGAGACUCAGUUUACAAAAAAAUCCGAAAAACAGGCCUACGGCAUCUGAAUUACUGCAACACCCGUGGAUGCAGAUGCACGACACUUCCGAUUGUAAUCUAUUUGAGUGGGCAAGGCACAAUGUGGUAGAGCCUGUUAGGAAUUAAGUAUUAAUCGGCAUUUGAAUCCCAAUUGCCAUGGACAUUACAUCUAAAGACUAAAUCUAAAAUCAGUACAUCUCGUAAAUGUUCUUAAAAGC
Molecule: messenger RNA, 1328 nt
Organism: Sphaeroforma arctica JP610
Lineage: Eukaryota; Ichthyosporea; Ichthyophonida
Product: STE/STE7 protein kinase
Exons: 10
Coding region: 64-1236 (390 amino acids)
Biological process (GO): MAPK cascade; protein phosphorylation
Molecular function (GO): MAP kinase kinase activity; ATP binding
Source: RefSeq, a predicted model, not a curated record